GGAUUAAUAAAGAAUUAUUGAAUUGAAUUGAAUUAACAUGGUCAUUCAGGUAUCUGCUGUAGUUCCAUACUGUGACCUGCAGAGGGCGGCAGUUGCAUACAGCGACCGGCGGGUGUCGCUGUGAGUUUAUUUGGGUCAGAUUGACGUCAUUGUUGGGGAAUGUUAAAGAUGGCGCUGGGCGGUGAGAGGAUUGUUGCUGCGGCAACAAGCUGAAAGGAUUUAAUUAAUCUUCCAGCGGCAGGGAGCUUCUCUUCCUUUCACGGACUAAAUACUUCAGGUUCUGAACCUCAACAUGAGCCCGGUAGAUCCGGUCAGACACCGGUAACCCUGUGGUGUCCCUCCCCGGUUAAAAUGGUAGCCGGAUCCUCUGAGAACAACAGAAGCUGCUGCGGAGUUCGGCCCACCGAGCCGGAGGAUAUUACGGUCGGGGCCAAGGCGUCUGUAGCGGACUGAGGGGUCAUGGAAACGCCGAAGGAGAACGGAGGCUCGGUUUCCGUGGAUCUGAACGAAAACGUAGAUGAACCGGUGGGUUUGGAGGUGAAACCGGGUCCCAGAACACUGAAGGAGCGCAGCUUGACGCUGCUAGUCGGUGUCAGCGGGGGUCAGGCAGCCGGCAGAACUCGGACUCAGGUGGAUCUAAACAGGAGGAAUGCAACCAAAGACCCGGAGAUCCUGCUGGUGGCUGCAGAGCACGGAUACCUCUCCGGACCGGUUCAUUCGGGGAUUUGUGGCGGUCUGAAUGGAUUUUUUGAGCAGCCUUUGGAAGCAGGAGAGAGGGGAGAAGGUGGAGGACCAGUCGCUUCCUGCCCAGCUGUGCUCCAGGAUCUGGUGUCUGCGGAUGAAGGACACUCCCGGGACUGCAAAGGGACUUUUCUCGAUGAUAGGUUGCAGAUGAACUCCUCCCGGACCUCAGCGGACCUCUCGGGCCCGGGUGUCAACGUGUCCCACGGGGUUGCUGACAGUCCUCAUGGGGGAAUGGAUCUGCUGGCCGUCCAGUUUCUGGGUCAGAGACUUGUUCAGUGUGACAUGGACGGCGAAGAAGUGAAGGUAGCCAACGGUGGUUUUCACAUGUUGAGCUCUGGUUGUGAGUGGCCCGGUUCGGAUUAUUUCCCUGUUAAUAGAGACAUUGAUCUGGGAUUCAGGCAGAACCAAGCUCCCAGCUGGGGCUACUGUCUGAGCAGCCACAGGGACCCUCAGUGCCCGAGAUCUGGUCCACCCUCAGCAGCUGACCCCUUUUGGGACUCCUCUACCCCAGAACCAAGGUCCAGCCUACCUUCACCUUGCCCCUCCAGUCCGCUGUCUAAGCCCAACACCAGAGAGGAGGAUGAGGAGGGUCUCAGUGACCCCUCUGUGCCGGUACGGCCGCAGAGUCUGAGGACUAACCCCACCACCACCGUGUCCCUCAGCUGUGAUGCCACCCCACUGUCCCCUGAUGGGGGUGGGGGCUUUUAUUUUGAGCCUGAGGCGGGGGUUCUGGAGGCAGGUCGGAGGCAGAGCGCCCCAGAUAAACUGAGCGAGGAGACCGAGGGCUCGGAGCUCAAAGUGAUGCCCAAAAGGUUCGGCAUUGCUGAUUUCUUCACCAGGAGCCUGUUUUCUAGGAAACCCAAAGAGUCUAAGGCAGUGUCCCACAAUGCAACAGGAUGGCGACUGUUUGGCAAGACGGAAAACAGAGAGGAGGAUCCCAGAGGGGAGCUGGCCGCCACGAUGUCUCCUCAGCAGCAGGAGGAAGAGGCGAAGGACUUGUGUGCGUCCUCGAGUCCCCAGUGCCCCCAGGCUGCAGGAAGGAGGAAGAACCUGGAGUUUGAGCCUCUGUCUACCACUGCUCUGAUCCUGGAGGACAGGCCGUCGAACCUGCCGGCAAAGUCUAUGGAGGAAACUCAGCGACACAGACUGGAGUAUGAGGAGAUGGUGGCAGGAGCCAAGAGGAGAGAGAUGAAAGAAGCCCAGAAGAAGAAGCGUCAGAUGAAGGAGAGACACCGACAGGAGGACAGCAUCUCCAAUGCCAUGGUGAUCUGGAACAAUGAGAUCUUGCCCCACUGGGACACCAUGAAGGGGACGCGGCGGGUCAGGGAGCUCUGGUGGCAGGGACUUCCUCCUGGAGUCCGAGGAAGAGUGUGGAGUCUGGCCAUCGGGAACGAGCUCAACAUCACGCCAGAGCUGUAUGAAAUCUUCCUGUCCAGAGCCAAAGAGAAGUGGAGGAGUUACAGCGAGACCAGCUCGGUCAACGACAACGAGAGCGAUGGAGGAGCUUCGCUGGCUGACAGAGAGUCCAGUCUGGACCUCAUCAAACUGGAUAUUUCCAGAACCUUCCCGUCUCUGUUCAUCUUCCAGAAGGGCGGUCCUUACCAUGACCUGCUGCACAGCGUGCUGGGAGCGUACACCUGCUACAGACCCGACAUCGGCUACGUCCAGGGGAUGUCGUUCAUCGCUGCUGUUCUGAUCCUCAACCUGGAGGAGGCUGAGGCCUUCAUCACCUUUGCCAACCUUCUCAACAAACCCUGUCAGAUGGCCUUCUUCAGAGUGGACCAUGAGCUGAUGUUAAAGUACUUCACAUCCUUUGAGAUCUUCUUCGAGGAGAAUCUGCCGCGCCUCUUUGGCCACUUCCAAACCAACAGCCUGACCCCUGACCUCUACUUGAUCGACUGGAUCUUCACUCUGUACAGCAAGUCGCUCCCUCUGGACGUGGCGUGCCGAGUGUGGGACGUCUUCUGCAGAGACGGCGAGGAGAGUUUGUUCCGGACGGGGCUGGGAAUCCUGCGGCUGUACGAGGACGUCCUGAUGCAGAUGGACUUUAUCCACAUCGCUCAGUUCCUGACGCGCCUGCCGGACGACCUGCAGCCGCAGACGCUCUUCACGGCCAUGGCCAACACGCACAUGAUCAGCAGGAACCGCCGCUGGGCUCAGGUGUUUUCUGCUGUGAUGAAGGAUGGAAACAUUAAAGAGGCGGAGAAAUCCAGCAGCCCAGCUUUGAGAAGCUAACACUAGUUCCUGCAGCUGUGAAGCUGGACGCUGGACCUGAAGCCAAACUCAGAGCAGAAGCUGUGGAGCUUCAGGUGAAGAUGAGGGAACUCCAGAGAUUCCUGAUGAAUGAACCGCACUCCGAGGUGGUUGGUUCAUCCUGAUCUUUGUCAGGAUUUCAACGCAGAAAAUAAAACCCGGCUUCAUGUGAGUCGCUCUGCUGCCUCCAUGUUGGGACGCCACCAAACUGCUGCUGCUCCAUCAGGAACAUCUCUGUGGUUCAAUUCUUCUUCAUUUGCUGCUUUUUCCUGCACCAGAUUCCUGGUUCUGGAGAUGAUGGGAAUCUGUUGCUGGGCAGUUUGGCUCCUGUGAGCUCAGAGGUUCCAAGGUGUUCUAAAAGCCUAAAGAGUAUUUAUUCCAGUCAGAGACCCUGUAGUCACAGCUGAUGGUGGAGAUGAAGGAUUCAGAGACAGGAAACGUUGAGCCGGCGGUGCAAACGUGCUUCAGUUGGGACGUGAUUCCAGGAUCCAGAUUUCCUCUCAGAGCACUUUAUUCCUGCAGGACCGAAGCCUGGCGGAGAACACAGAGGAACCACACUGAUGGGUCAAAGUCUAAGCCAAAUGAAACCAACGUGUUCUUCAGCUGGCAGGAGAUCCGGCUGCAGAAUGACGUGUUUUUAUUCUUUGCAUCAUGUGAAAAUGAAUCCAUAAAACUAUUCCCUUUUGUUCCUGAACUGUGACCUGCUCCUACAUGAAGAACUGAAUCAUUCCUGUUUGUCAUUAAAACACAUCACUUAUCAGCAGCUGGUCCAUCAGAAGGUCAUUCAUCAGCAGCUGGUCCAUCAGAAGGUCAUUCAUCUGCAGCUGGUCCAUCAGAAGGUCAUUCAUCAGCAGCUGGUCCAUCAGA
This is a messenger RNA of Girardinichthys multiradiatus, 3864 nucleotides long. RefSeq names its product TBC1 domain family, member 12a (gene tbc1d12a). NCBI's taxonomy places the organism in Eukaryota, Metazoa, Chordata, Actinopteri, Cyprinodontiformes, Goodeidae. Bases 460 to 2979 code for a protein of 839 amino acids. The record is from RefSeq and is a predicted model, not a curated record. The transcript is spliced from 13 exons.